AUGGCCGAGAUUGCGAUCUUCGGUCACGUGGGUUACGUGAUCGGGGGUCUCUGCGCCUUGCUGUAUGGCCCGGAAUGCACGGUGGCGUUUCCGAAAUGCGGAACUCACUGGGUGCAGCACAUCAUACAGCUGAUUCUCCACAAGGUAGAGGGACCACGAGACUUCGAGGAGUUCGUCAAGCGCUCUCCCUUCAUCGAGUUCCAAGGCGAAGAAGCCAUCGAAGGAAUGGAGGCACCACGAAAGAUGAGCACUCACUUGCCAUUUCGUCGUCUACCGUUCGAACGGAAGGCAAAGUACGUCUAUGUUGCACAAAACCCUUGGGGCACCGCCAUUUCGUACUAUCACUUUAUGGCCAUGAUUCCCGACUGGGAGCUGCGAAAUGCGACUUUCGACGAAGUUCUAGACGCCUUCAUAAAGGGAGAAACCGGGUUUGGCGACUGCUUCAAGCAUGUCGCAGAAGGCUACGCUCACAGGGACGAACCUAACGUUUUCUUUAUGACUUACGACCAGCUAGCGCGGGAUAAACGCAGGACGAUCAUCAAGUUGGCCCGCUUCCUUGGCGAAGAGCAUGGAAGUCAACUGGAAGACAACGACGGCUUACUUCAAACUAUCCACGAUUGUAGCAGCGUGACGUACAUGAAAGGGUUUCUCAAGGCAACUCACGAGGAACUGGCCAUGAUGACAAAAAUAUACACUGAAGAUUCUCGCACACAGUUUAAGGAGGAAGUCAACUUUGUCCGCGUUGGGAAGGCCGGUGGGUGGCGCAAGGCCUUGGCAAUGCAGCAGCUGGCGAGAAUUGAGGACAAGAUACAGUAG
Molecule: messenger RNA, 816 nt
Organism: Dermacentor andersoni
Lineage: Eukaryota; Metazoa; Arthropoda; Arachnida; Ixodida; Ixodidae
Product: sulfotransferase ssu-1-like
Molecular function (GO): sulfotransferase activity
Source: RefSeq, a predicted model, not a curated record